Molecule: messenger RNA, 3564 nt
Organism: Mobula hypostoma (lesser devil ray)
Lineage: Eukaryota; Metazoa; Chordata; Chondrichthyes; Myliobatiformes; Myliobatidae
Gene: sh3bp5lb
Product: SH3-binding domain protein 5-like, b
Exons: 6
Coding region: 183-1331 (382 amino acids)
Biological process (GO): negative regulation of protein tyrosine kinase activity; intracellular signal transduction
Cellular component (GO): cytoplasm
Molecular function (GO): protein kinase inhibitor activity
Source: RefSeq, a predicted model, not a curated record
GGCGGCGCCCUGUGGGCCGGGCGACGCCGCACGGUGACGUGCAACGGCGAGCGGCAGGUCGUUUUGGCCGCGGUGGCGGCGGCAGCGGCAGCGGCAGGGCCUCCUCCCCCGCCCCCCCUCACCCGGCUCUGGUGUUAAGCCGAGGGCAUCGAAGCCUCGGCCUCGGCGCUGUUUAUGGCGGAAUGACGGAGCCGGGCGCCCAGAGGGAGAGUCCCGCUGGCAGCGGGGAACCGGGACCGGGCCCGGCGGCGCAACGGGAGGGCGCCGGGGCGGGCGGAGCGGACGGGAAGCUGGAGGCCCGGGACGGGGAGCAGAAGCAGCAGCAGCAGCAGCGGCAGCGGGAGGACGAGGAGGAGCUGGACCCCCGUAUCCAGGAGGAGCUGGAACAGCUGAACCAGGCCAGCGAGGAGAUCAACAAGCUGGAGCUACAGCUGGACGAGGCCAGGAACACUUACCGGAAAAUCCUCUCGGAAUCCGCCAGGAAGCUGAAUGCCCAGGGCUCCCAGCUGGGCAGCUGCAUUGAGAAGGCUCGCCCGUACUAUGAGGCUCGGCGGCAGGCCAAGGAGGCCCAACAGGAGACGCAGAAGGCAGCCCUGCGAUACGAGAGGGCAGUCAGCAUGCACAACGCCGCCCGCGAGAUGGUGUACGUGGCCGAGCAGGGUCUGAUGGCCGACCGGAACCGGCUGGACCCCACUUGGCAGGAGAUGCUGAACCACGCCACCUCCAAGGUGAACGAGGCGGAGGAGGAGCGCCUGAGGAGUGAGCGGGAGCACCAGCGGGUGACGCAGCAGUGCCAGCAGGCCGAGGGCCGUGUCCAGCAGCUGCAGAAGGCCCUCAAGAGGCUCAUCCUCAAAUCCAAGCCCUACUUCGAGCUCAAGGCCCAGUUCAACCAGAUUCUGGAGGAGCACAAGUCCCGGGUGACGUCCCUGGAGCAGCGGGUGUCCCAGGCCAAGACUCGAUACUCGGUGGCCCUCAGGAACCUGGAACAGAUCAGUGAGCAGAUCCACGCCCGGCGCCUGCGGGCUGUGGGACCCCGGCGCGCCUCGCCCGUGGGCGCCGAGUCUAGCCCGGCCCAGCCGGAGGAGGGGGAUAGGGAGAUGCAGGAGGCCUCGGCCCUCACCCCACUGGGAGCUGAGGGCCCUGCCUCUGAUACCCUGUCCGUCCUUAGCUUCCAGACCAUCGCCUCCGACCUGCAGAAGUUCGACUCGGUGGAGCACCUAGAGGAGCUAUCAGACGCCACCAGCCUGGACAGCGACGAGACGGAGCCCGAGACGACACGCAGCAGUCGCUCCACCUUCCUCUACAGGCACCACCGCAGCGUCAGCCUGUAGCCCGCUGGUCUGGGAGGGGUGGGCAGUUCCUGUCUCCUCCCCCACCACCCCCUCCACUGGCCCCAGGUACUCGCCUCCCAGGGCGUCCUACAUCCACCUGCACAGGGGCAUUGGAGACGUUGGCCAUAAAGGUCAGGGUGUAGGGGGCUAGUGGUGGGAGCCCGGGGUCCGUAUACCCAGGACUGUACUGUACCUCCAGGAGCCCUCCUGGAAUCUGUCUACAGGGUGUCUGUAGACCAUGGUCACUCCCUGUGAGAUAACCUGCCAGGAGGCUGUACUCUACUCCGUAGGGAUGCAGGAGUGUAUGACUGAGGCAUGGCAAAUAAUCCAGGGAUGUCUCCCCACCCCACUUCUUUUUCUUGUCAUGGGUACUUAAUCCAGGGGUUUCUCUUUCACUGUCACUGGCCUCCGGCACAUUACGCAGAGGUUUACCAAUCUCCUGUCCUGCCCGAGUGAAUCGCACCAUGUUGCCCCUCUCUCUGUGUCACCCAGUGUUUCCUCCCUUGUGUCAGCUGGAUAAAUCACCCAGUGAUUUUUCUCACUGUGUCUCAGCCAGGGGAAGUCACCCAGUGCUUCCACACUCUCUUUAUCUCAGCCUGGAUUGAUCACUGUGUUACCACUGGGACUCCAGUGUACCUCGCCCAUGAGUGGCAGGCCCAGCUGGGAGAAAUCGCCCAGUGUUUCCACACCCUCUGUACCUCAGCCCCGUAAAUCCCCAGUGUUUCCACACCCUCUGUAUCUCAGCCCCGUAAAUCCCCAGUGUUUCCACACCCUCUGUACCUCAGCCCCGUAAAUCCCCAGUGUUUCCACACCCUCUGUACCUCAGCCCCGUAAAUCCCCAGUGUUUCCACACCCUCUGUAUCUCAGCCCCGUAAAUCCCCAGUGUUUCCACACCCUCUGUAUCUCAGCCCCAUAAAUCCCCAGUGUUUCCACACCCUCUGUACCUCAGCCCCAUAAAUCCCCAGUGUUUCCACACCCUCUGUACCUCAGCCCCAUAAAUCCCCAGUGUUUCCACACCCUCUGUACCUCAGCCCCAUAAAUCCCCAGUGUUUCCACACCCUCUGUACCUCAGCCCCAUAAAUCCCCAGUGUUUCCACACCCUCUGUACCUCAGCCCCAUAAAUCCCCAGUGUUUCCACACCCUCUGUACCUCAGCCCCAUAAAUCCCCAGUGUUUCCACACCCUCUGUACCUCAGCCCCGUAAAUCCCCAGUGUUUCCACACCCUCUGUACCUCAGCCCCGUAAAUCCCCAGUGUUUCCACACCCUCUGUACCUCAGCCCCGUAAAUCCCCAGUGUUUCCACACCCUCUGUACCUCAGCCCCAUAAAUCCCCAGUGUUUCCAGACUCUCUGUACCUCAGCCCCAUAAAUCCCCAGUGUUUCCACACCCUCUGUACCUCAGCCCCGUAAAUCCCCAGUGUUUCCAGACCCUCUGUACCUCAGACCCGUAAAUCCCCAGUGUUUCCAGACCCUCUGUAUCUCAGCCCCGUAAAUCCCCAGUGUUUCCAGACUCUGUGUCUCAGCCCCGUAAAUCCCCAGUGUUUCCAGACUCUGUGUCUCAGCCCCGUAAAUCCCCAGUGUUUCAGCCCCAUAAAUCCCCAGUGUUUCCAGACUCUCUGUAUCUCAGCCCCGUAAAUCCCCAGUGUUUCCAGACUCUGUGUCUCAGCCUGGGCAGAUCACCCAGACUCUGCACACCCUCUGUACCUCAGCCAGAGUCCGCACAGCCUGUGUAUCUCAGCCCAGGUACAGAAGAAUUUCCUUCCCCAUUCCCCCUUGCACACGCUCACUCAUCGAUGUGCUGCUCUGGUGCUCUGGUCAGUGUGAGCCUCCCUUCUCUCCACGUCCUCUCGCACCUCCCUUGCCCCAGAGUGCCCAUCCAGCAUCCCCUUGUGGAAGGAGAGGCAUUUGAUCUGCAUUGAAGAUCCGUCCGCUUUGGAACCCCCCUGGUCUGGUAAUCCCAUGCACGAUGGACCUGGUACUCAGGGAACCUGGUCUGAUGACUGCAGGGCUGCCCAUGUAUCUGGGAUGUAUUUAUUACAGACUCGUUUUUAUAUCUGUACACAUUGGCCAAUCCAUCUCAGUUCAUCCCUCUCUCUGUGUAGAGAGAGAGAGAGAGAGAGAGCAGCCUCAACACACCUUCAGGAUGACUGGUCUCUCUCAGUGUUGCUAACUUUUCAAUGACACUUCCUGGUGACUGGGAAGUAGGUUCUGCAGUAAAUAAAAUUGUAAUUUCUG